Messenger RNA from Phytophthora nicotianae INRA-310, 2325 nucleotides. RefSeq lists its product as hypothetical. The record is from RefSeq and is a predicted model, not a curated record. Lineage: Eukaryota; Oomycota; Peronosporomycetes; Peronosporales; Peronosporaceae. The transcript has 5 exons. The coding region runs from base 620 to 2065 and encodes 481 amino acids. Gene Ontology annotation, cellular component: endoplasmic reticulum membrane. Gene Ontology annotation, molecular function: phosphatidate cytidylyltransferase activity.
GGUUACGACGUACCGUUGAGUGCCAUCCAGUCGAUGUGCUUCUCCCAUUGCGUCCACCCCCAUGUCCACGAUGAGUAGCUCACAGUGCAGACGUUCUGAUAGUACGAGAACUUGGCGCUGCGUUUGUGCCGCGCGUGUUGUUUUACCUUGGGUAGCACGUAAGGAAGCUGUAGCUUGUGGUUGUCCCAGUCCGUUUGCGUGUGCAGCACCGUCUUCAAGUACCAUUGCAGGCCGUACGCCAUGGCGGUGGCCGAGUUGGCAGCAAUUUCAAGCUUGUCACCGUCACUUCCCAGCUCGAAUACGUCCAGACCAUCGGAUUCUGACGGAAGUACACGGAGCGAGAUCUAAAUUGCAUGAAAUUGCGAGAUUUAAUCCACGUAUCAAUGGGAUCGUGCGGCGUAUGACCAACCUGAUCAUUGAAGCGAGCCCCAAGCCGGCGAUGGAUGAGGCCACGCGUGGCUGCCACCACAUCAUGGUCAUCUGCAUUCUGUUUGAGUGCAUCGAUGGAGGAGCUGGCAGCUAAUGGCAGCAGCAGCGCUGUGAGAAGGAGGGAGAUUCGGCGCGAUAUCAUCUUGGGCGAAUCUCCAAAUUGAAGUCGACUCAGAUUUCAAUUUAGUAGAUGGGCGUAAUAUUCCGUCGGCUGUUUUGCGACAAAAAAGUAAGUCCGAACAUAAAAGUAGGUCCGAUCAGCCAGGUGACGUCACAAAACAACGGCAAAAACGAGAAGCAACAGAGCAGACACUUUCAAGAACACCCAGUGGCCGACAGCACCAUGUCCUUGCGUAAGCGCCGCUCCAGCCCCGACGGCGGCAACCCCGAGAAAAUGCCGGCCCCUCCGCCACCCGCUCCUAAAACCGGCGGACUCACCAAGUUCAUGACGCGCGUCAUCGUGGGCUUUGCAAUGAUCGGCGGCUUUAUUGCCAUCGUAUACGGCGGUCACAUGUACGUCUGGGGGCUCGUGGUCGUGCUGCAGACGCUGAUCUUCCGCGAGCUAGUGAACGUGCGCUACCGGGCCGCAGCCGAGAAGAAUAUCCCGUGGUUCCGCUCGGUGCAGUGGAUGUGGUUCGUUGUGGCGCUUUUCUACAAUUAUGGAGACUCACUCGGCGCCUUCAUCGAGAGCAGCAAGAUCCGCUUCGUGCCACCUGCCAUCGUGCAUUAUCUGCGGUAUCACACGUGGGUCUCGUUCACCAUGUACGCGAUGCUCUUCGUCAUGUCGGUGCUAAGUCUCAAGAAGGGAUACUACAAGUACCAGAUGGGUCAAUACACGUGGACUAUUGUGACGCUGGGCCUGAUCGUUUUCCAGAUGAAAUAUGUGCUCACCAACAUCUUCAACGGUCUCUUCUGGUUUCUGUUCCCGGUUUCGCUUGUGAUCUGCAACGACUGCUUUGCAUUCUUCUGCGGAAAGCUGUUUGGCCGCAAGUUCAUCAAGACGCCGUUCCUGCGGUUGUCGCCAAACAAGACGUGGGAGGGCUUCAUUGGUGCUUUUAUCUGCACUGUGAUCUACGCAUUCUUCUCUAGCGCUUUCAUCUCGCAGUUUUCAUGGUUAACCUGCCCAGUGGAGAGCUUUGAGGUGCGAACUCUUGGAUUGCAUCGAGUUUGCGUUGAUUUACAUGCAGCUAACGCUCUUUUGCUGCAGUUUAAGCUGAUUCCCGACCCGCUCACGUGCAUUCCGCAUGACGUGUUCCUUCCGCACUUCUACGAUGUACCGGUGUCCAUUGCGCGUAUCAUUGGGCAGAGCCAAAUCCAGCUUCUUCCGAUUCAGGUUUGUUAUGAUGAGUCUGUACUUGAAUUAUCGCCUGCGCUCAGAUAUGUCGUGUUUGCCUAUUUGCAGCUCCAUUCCUUCUGGUUUGCGAUCUUCGCUUCGGUUGUAUCACCUUUCGGAGGAUUCUACGCGUCUGCUAUCAAGCGCACAUACAAGCUGAAGGACUUCGACUCUGUCAUUCCAGGUCACGGUGGCGUCAUGGACCGGAUGGACUGCCAGCUAAUCACGAACUGCUUCACGACGGUCUACUUCAACACCUUCAUCCGGUCUGCCUCGAGUGAUUUUUUGUGGGAUGAGUGGUGAAUUGCUGAUUUUUUGUUAUUGUUGCAGUUCGCCGACGCCGUCCGUGGCAAUGAUUCUCAACCUUGUGUCGCAAUUGACAGUCAACCAGAAGCAAGAUGUGCUGCGAGCCAUCCAAGAGAUGCUUGAAGGUUAAGAACACUAUCCUCGUAGUUACGCAGCCAUCUCAAUUGGCUGCUUAGAAGAACAGGAAGAAAAACAAGCAGGUUGCAUGCCGUUUUGUGAACAAUUGACUAUCUUUACUUUCUUCAAGAUAUUCGUUU